GUGCUUAAAACCUUCUAAAAACCAUUUUUGAAUACACGUAUAUUCAUUUUCCCGCAAUUUCAUUGCGCGCCAAAAAAAUGAGAAUCUCGGAGAUAUCGUCGCCGGAUCUCCGGCAGAGCCUCAACGAUCCCCAAUCUCACAUACUCUCACAAAUCGAGUCUUCGAUCAAAGACCUCGAACGUCACUCGCCGGAACCUCCCUCGCCGGAGACUCUCUCCUCCGACCUUCGACUCAGCCUCACUCAGCUGACCUCCCUCUCUCCCUUCUCCAACUCCGUCAAGCUUCAGAUCUGGAAGCUCAGCUACCGCCUCUGGAACUCCUGCGUCGACCUCGCCAACGCCGCCGGAGUCCGAUCCUCUUCCGCCGCUCCCUCUGGCGAACACGCGAAGCUCCGCCACGUCUCGGCUGAUUUGCUCUUCCUCGCCGCCGAUGUCGUCGGAGUUCCGUCGCCGGCAUUCAAGUCCGCUUCGUUCUUCUAUAAAACCGGCCUCAUCUGGCACGAUCUUCGAAAUUUCAAUCUCGCCAACACUUGCUUCGAGAAAGCCACAGAUCUCACCUCUAGGAUCGAUAUUGGUGCUGUAAUAGACAGCGAAGAGCGAAAACUCCUACUAGGUCUGAACAUCGCGAGAUCGAGAACGGCUUGGGAAAUUUCGGAUCGAAAUCUGGCGAUUACGUUGCUGAAUCGAUCGAAAAGUUUACUCUUCGGAUGUGCAGAGAACUACAAAGCUUUAGCUAACCAAUAUUUGAUGUUUGGAAAAAUUGUGCUGUCGAAGAAUGAGGUUUGUGGUGUGAACGAAGGGUUGAAAUUGAUGAACGAAGCUUUAGAUCUGUGCGAGAAGGGGCUGAGGAUAGUGAAGAGGCUAGACGAAACCCUAGCUCUCAAAACAUUGAGAUCAAAGACGCUUAGAUUCAUUGCGGCUUCGCAUUUGCAGAGAGAUGAGUUCGAGAGUGUGUUGAAGUGUGUUAGGGUUUUGAGAGAUGGUGGUGGUGGAGACGAUCAUCCGAGCCUGAGUGUGUUGGCGAUGAAGGCAUGGUUAGGGUUGGGGAGGUACGGGGAGGCUGAGAAGGAGCUGAAGGGCAUGGUGGUAAAUAAGGGUGUUCCGGAGUGUGUUUGGGUGUCAGCAGUGGAGUCGUAUUUCCAGGCAGCGGGAGUGGCAGGAGCGGAAACCACGAAGGGGGUGUUUUUUGGUCUUCUGGGGAGGUGCCACGUUAGUGCAGGUGCUGCAAUCAGAGUGGUUCGAAGGGUGGUUGGGGAUGGUGUGAUUGGCGAGGGGCCGGUAAGGGCUAAGGUGGUGGCUGAACUGGUCUCGGAUGAGAGGGUGGUGGCUCUUUUUGCCGGAGAGGAAGUUGUGAAAGAGAGGACAACAAUGCAUGCAAUUCUGUGGAACUGUGCUGCACAUCAUUUUCAAUCUAAAGAUUACGAGACGAGUGCAGAGAUGUUUGAAAAGUCUAUGCUCUAUGUACCUUUUAACAUAGAGAAUAGGAUUCUCCGAGCAAAGGGCUUCAGAGUUCUGUGUCUCUGCCACCUAGGCCUCUCCCAGCUAGAUCGAGCUGAAGAAUAUAUCAAUGAGGCCGACAAGCUUGAACCCAGUAUAGCCUGUGCUUUCCUGAAGUUCAAGAUCAAUCUGCAAAAGAAUGACCACAAUGGGGCUAUUACUCAGGUGCAAGUCAUGACAACAUGCCUUGACUUCACUCCUGACUUUCUCUCUCUUUCAGCUCAUGAAGCUAUUGCUUGCCAUGCUAUUCCUGUUGCCGUUGCCUCUCUAUCAAAUCUCCUAAAUUUUUACUCCAAAGGGAAAUCCAUGCCGACAACAGAGGUCACGGUGUUGCGCACUCUAGUCAUGAUCCUCACACAAGACUCUGGCAAUGAGUCUGAAGUCCUCAAAUUCAUUAAACAAGCUCAUAAGAGGUUAUUAGAGCUUGGACCUGAUUGCUUCUUUGGGAAAGGUGAGGUGGGGAGACGGGAACGGGAUUGGCUUGCUGUGAACUUAUGGAAUAUUGGGACGAAAACAGGGAAGGAGAGAAAUUAUGAAUUAUGUGCAGAAUUCUUUAGAUUGGCAUCAGAGUUCUAUGGUGUUGUGGUUGACGGGGAAGUGGAGGGAAACAAGGUCAUGGUUUGCAAAUCAUUGAUAUUGACUGUGUCUGCCAUGAUAGCUGAUGAGAAGCAAAGAAAGGCUACAUUGCUGGACAACGAAAUCAAACAAGCCAUCGAACUGCUAGAUAGAGCCGGAAUGAUACUAAAAUCAAUCUCUUCUGGGAGCCAACCAGAUGGUGAUGAGAUCACCACCAUCGAACCCAACUUUUUCUUUAUAUACACAUUGGAGGCGUAUGACCUACAUGCAAGGCUCAACAUAAUGGGAUCCCAACAGCUCCUUCUGAUAAAGAACUUUGCUGCCUCAAAAUCUUGCAACUCUAAUUAUCUCCUUCAGAUUGGCCUUCACGCCUCACAGGGUCCACGGUCUAACCCUGAAGUAGCGGCCUUUGCUCUAAAUACCUGCCUCUCUAUCCUCCUUGCUUCCCCCUCACCAGAUUACCAAUGCGUGGCUCUCGCUGUCAGGAAACUGAUUUCUGUAUCUGCCAUUCAUAAAGGUGAUGCAGAUGAUGAUGAUGAUGUACACGGAAUGUUCAAGCAAGCAUACCGGAUUAUGGUGGGUUUAAAGGAGGGGGAGUAUCCCAUUGAAGAGGGGAAAUGGCUUGCCAUGACAGCAUGGAACCGGGCAGCACUCCCGGUGAGGUUGGGGCAGACUGAGGAAGCAAGAAAGUGGAUGAAAAUUGGGUUGGAACUGGCUGGGAAGGUUUCUGGGAUGGGCACUUAUAGGGCAUGCAUGGAAGAUUUUCUUGCUGGCUUUGAAAGUAAAUUUCAUUGCCAUGACAAUGCUGAAAGCAGGUCUGAAGUAGUCAUAAACUCAUAGACCUUUCAUGUUGCAAACACAAGAUCAGCAGCUUGUAGAUGGAUCAGUUGUAUAGAACUCCAUUUACAUAUUCCUAUUCUACUUUGUACAUGAUUCCAGUUUAAUCUUCUCUUCUAAAUUCUAAUCCUACAUCACAAUCAAUUCACAGAGAGAAACACACAUUUCUCACUAUAAAAUUUAGCCCCUCAAUAAUUUGUUUGUUUAUUUAUUAA
Messenger RNA from Camellia sinensis, 3124 nucleotides. It is a transcript of the gene ATSPO22, whose product is annotated as Tetratricopeptide repeat (TPR)-like superfamily protein. Gene Ontology annotation, biological process: regulation of synaptonemal complex assembly; meiotic cell cycle. NCBI's taxonomy places the organism in Eukaryota, Viridiplantae, Streptophyta, Magnoliopsida, Ericales, Theaceae. Gene Ontology annotation, molecular function: protein binding. The record is from RefSeq and is a predicted model, not a curated record.